Molecule: messenger RNA, 939 nt
Organism: Capronia coronata CBS 617.96
Lineage: Eukaryota; Fungi; Ascomycota; Eurotiomycetes; Chaetothyriales; Herpotrichiellaceae
Exons: 3
Coding region: 1-939 (312 amino acids)
Source: RefSeq, a predicted model, not a curated record
AUGAAGCCGCUCGCGGCAUACCUUCUGUCCAUUCCCUUACUGGCGGCACAACUCUCAGCAGCUGUAACAAUAGACUGCGAACGUAUUGUGGUGGAUGGAAAGAGGUUCGACCUAUCGAAGCUUGCCGGUCGACAUUCCGUCAGCGUCCACGACACGACAAGGCCACCAGCCGAAUAUAAUACCACCUGGACCCUCGAUCUUUGCGCACCCCUCAAAAAGCUAAAAGGUGUACGGGACGAGGAUCAAUGUCCAUCGGGUACCAGAGUGUGUGGUGUUGUGAGGUCGUGGAAUGCCGUCGAUGAUCCCGAGCAAAAGCAUGUCCAGGUCGAGAAUGUGAUUCCUGUCGCCGGAAACUUCGAUUCCACCACCGGGAAGAGUCUAGCUCCGAGAGUCUCUCGGCUCAAAUCCCAGGACUCGGAUUCCGAUGGCCUUCAGAUCGAACUGAAUGGCGGCUACUACAAUAAACGGAAGCAGCGAGCGGUGGUCGAGUUACAAUGUGACAAAGACCGAACAGGCGAUGAAGAGAAGAGAAAAGUGAAGCGAGAUGAUGAUGAAGACGGAGAUGAGGAACAGGAGCCUCUCUCGUCCAGUCUCUCGUUUGUGAGCUACGGUCCGGUUGGGGGCAAGGAGCAGAUCGAGGUGCUCCGACUCGACUGGAAAACCAAGUACGCUUGUGAAGACUAUGCCGACAGUGAUGGGGCGAAGAAGACUGGCUGGGGCUUCUUUACUUGGUUUAUCUUGGUUGCAUUCCUCGGCAUCGCCGCAUAUUUGAUCUUUGGUUCCUGGCUCAACUACAAUCGCUAUGGAGCGCGAGGCUGGGAUCUACUCCCUCACGGCGAUACCAUCCGAGAUAUCCCAUAUAUCGUCAAGGACCUUUCACGGAAAGUGGUAGACACCGUUUCAGGCGGCGGCACUAGAGGCGGAUACAGUGCUGUAUGA